This is a messenger RNA of Malaya genurostris, 1632 nucleotides long. RefSeq names its product ribonucleoside-diphosphate reductase subunit M2 (gene RnrS). The coding region runs from base 117 to 1280 and encodes 387 amino acids. The transcript is spliced from 5 exons. Lineage: Eukaryota; Metazoa; Arthropoda; Insecta; Diptera; Culicidae. Gene Ontology annotation, cellular component: cytosol. Gene Ontology annotation, molecular function: ribonucleoside-diphosphate reductase activity, thioredoxin disulfide as acceptor. Gene Ontology annotation, biological process: deoxyribonucleotide biosynthetic process. The record is from RefSeq and is a predicted model, not a curated record.
GCCGAGUUUUAUUCUGUGAUCACCAUUUCUCGUUGAAGCCUCGGGUCGCCGACAAGUGUUUGAUUAAAAUUUGAAGAUCUAUUAAAUACAAUAACUUUUAUUAAAAAAGACCGAUCAUGUCGCGCGUUAGUGAGAGCAAAUUGGAAAAGGAAAACAUCUCCGAGGGUGUGGAAAAAAUGUCUAUAAAGCAUGUUCGCAAAGUUCUGACAGAGAGUGGAGCCAACGUGCCUCAAGCAAUGGAUUCACACGAAAAACCAAGCAAUGCAAACGAACUCGCCAAGCCAGAGAAAGAAUUGACCACGUUCGAUCCGUCGAUUGAGCCUUUGCUUCGAGAGAAUCCACGAAGGUUUGUUAUUUUCCCUAUCCAGUACCAUGACAUCUGGAAGAUGUACAAAAAGGCUGAAGCAUCAUUUUGGACAGUAGAGGAAGUUGAUCUGUCCAAGGACAUGAAGGAUUGGGAAAAACUAAAAUCGGGCGAAAAGCACUUUAUCUCGCAUGUGCUAGCCUUUUUUGCGGCUUCCGAUGGUAUUGUCAACGAGAACCUUGUGGAACGCUUCAGUCAGGAGGUGCAAGUGACCGAAGCCCGUUGCUUCUACGGUUUCCAGAUUGCUAUGGAAAAUGUGCAUAGUGAGAUGUAUUCCUUGCUCAUUGAUACCUACAUUCGAGACCCCAAAGAACGCGACCAUCUAUUCAAUGCAAUCGAAACCCUACCCUGUGUGAAGAGGAAAGCUGACUGGGCACUGAACUGGAUAGCAAGUAAGCAGGCAAACUUCGGCGAACGAAUUGUCGCGUUCGCUGCUGUAGAGGGAAUCUUCUUUAGUGGCAGUUUUGCGGCCAUUUUUUGGCUGAAGAAACGGGGCCUAAUGCCGGGACUAACAUUUUCCAACGAGCUGAUUUCACGUGACGAGGGGCUCCACACAGAUUUCGCGUGCUUGAUGUUUAGAUAUCUGGUACAGAAGCCAUCGCAAGAACGUGUAAUAGAAAUUAUUCGGGAAGCAGUCGUUAUUGAGCAGGAAUUUUUGACUAAAGCCUUACCGGUUGACCUGCUCGGUAUGAACUGUGAUCUGAUGUCUCAAUACAUAGAAUUCGUCGCGGAUCGGUUAUUGUUGGAACUGGGAAUCGAUAAGAUUUAUAACACGAAGAACCCGUUCAGUUUUAUGGAGUUUAUCUCACUUGAAGGAAAGACUAACUUCUUCGAGAAAAAGGUUGGAGAAUACCAAAAAUGGGGUGUGAUGGCAAAUCGACUUGAUAACGUAUUCACUUUGGAUGCUGAUUUCUAGGACUAUUCGUAAACGAAUAUUAUUAAAUAGUGUUUGAAACGGAUAAUACGCAAUGACCACUGAACAAUUUUGACUUGACCCCCUGUAUGACAUCGGUUGCUACCAAUGCUCAUUUGAAAUUGUAUAUUAGAUUUAUCGGAACCUAUAUUUUUACGGCAAAGACAGUAGCAAAUGAUAUGAAUUUCAGUUGAAUCGCCACCGUCAAUAAGUUCAGCAUCUAUUUCUACUAGUUUAAUAAGACGAACUUGAGUGUUUCUAUGUUAGAAUAAUUUUAUACACGCACAUUUAUAUGGAUGAACGAUCUCCUUAACGUUGUAAAUAAACGUAUUUUUGAAACGUUCUGUGAACAAUA